Drosophila takahashii is the source of this 1021-nucleotide messenger RNA. RefSeq names its product ubiquitin thioesterase otubain-like. Gene Ontology annotation, cellular component: nucleus. Gene Ontology annotation, molecular function: ubiquitin binding; cysteine-type deubiquitinase activity. The record is from RefSeq and is a predicted model, not a curated record. NCBI's taxonomy places the organism in Eukaryota, Metazoa, Arthropoda, Insecta, Diptera, Drosophilidae. Gene Ontology annotation, biological process: protein K48-linked deubiquitination.
UUCGCUUCUGAACGUGUGUGUGUAAUAUUCGAUGCGCUUACACAUACAUAUGAUGAACAGGAAUUCUCAGUUUAUUCAUCAAAUGAACACAAAUUUGUAAAUCCAAACGGAACGCCGACUUCAAUUGUUCGGUACUUACGGAAACAGAAACAUGGAAUCGUUUAAGCAGAACGACGGCAAUCGUGACGAGCUAAUUAUUCAGCAGCAGCGGGACAUCGAGAAGGAGAUCAGUGAUACUACUCCCUUGGUCAGCGAGCAGUUGCCCCUGACUUGCCUGUGGGCGGAGUACAAUGGCGACGAGAUCUUCACCGCCAAGAUCCAGGACCUCGCCAAGAAGUACAAGUUCAUUCGCCGCACCCGCCCCGAUGGCAAUUGUUUCUUCCGGGCCUUCGCCUACUCGUACUUGGAGUACUUGAUCUCAAACAGCAGUGCCUAUCAGGAGUUCCGCAAGCUGGCCGAGGAGUCCAAGGAGAAGCUAGUUCAGCUGGGAUUUCCCAGCUUCACCCUAGAGGACUUCCAUGAGACCUUCAUGGAGGUCAUCAAGCGCGUCAGUCCCGACAAUCCAGGCGGACACAGCCAGGUUCAGAGCGAGUUGCACAAAAUCUUCAACGAGCAGGGAUAUUCGGACUACGUGGUGGUCUACCUCCGUUUGAUUACCUCGGGAAAACUGCAGGAGGAGGCCGACUUUUACCAGAAUUUCAUCGAGGGGGACCUAACCAUCGAGGCCUUCCGGCAUCUCGAAGUGGAACCGAUGUACAAGGAGUCGGAUCACAUCCACAUAAUCGCCCUUUGCACUGCCCUCGGCGCAGGGGUACGGGUUGAGUACUUGGAUCGAGGCGAAGGCGGCACCGUCAAGGCCCACGAUUUCCCCGAGGGAACUGAGCCCAGAAUUUACCUGAUUUAUAGACCAGGCCACUACGAUAUACUGUAUCCAAAUUAAAUUGCUCUUAAUAGUUUCUAGAUCAUGGAACGAUUUAUGUAUAUAAGGUGUAAAAUAAAUUACCAUUUAUUUGCAUAUAAA